UAGUCGCUCCUGUCACUGCCUUGCAAGUUUAUGACCUGAGGCCCUUAUAAGACAUGCAAGGACCAAGGUUCUCUACUGCCUGACGACCGCCCAGCAAGCCACAGAAUCAAACACAAUGGCUGCUCUUGCCACGCUGUCGCUGUGUCUUGUAGUUGCACUCACCUCUUCACCAAUCACCGCCACUUUCCUCCCCCCGUUUCCUCCGAUUCCCCCAAUCGGCCUGCAUGGACCACUGCAUGGACCAUUGAAUGGACCACUUCAUGGACCACUGCAUGGACCACUGAUCCCUUUUCCAGUGCCUCCAUUCUGGAAUCCACCCUUGUUGCCCCUGAUGGAACACCAAGCCUUCCUCGGCAAGCAUCUGUUGUUCCCUAACAUCCCCUUCCCAUGGGUCCCCCCGCACGGUGAUCCCAUCAUCUUGCCUCCUCUUCCUCUUCCCAAGGUGCCACACCCAAUCAUCCCCUAUCCACACCCGAGAGUCCAGGUCUCUGGUGGUUUGCCCACAAUCACGGGUAUCGACGGAGAUGUGAACGUGAGAGGGCCUAUCAUCUCUGGUGUCAUCAGCAACAUAGACGGCGAUGUGAAUGUGAAGGGAAGAGGAUAUGGUUACCCUCCCACCUUCAAGGGCCCUUCUAGUCUGCCGGCCGUCGUCAAAAACAUCGACGGUGAUGUGAAUCUACGGGGGUCUGCCCUCCCUCGCUUCAUCGGCAACAUCGAUGGAGAUGUCACGCUGGGUGGGUCAGGCAUCGGUGGCCUCGACAACGGCAACGGGUACAAGGACAACGGCAACGGGUACGGGGACAACGGCAACGGGUACAGGGACAACGGCAACGGGUACAGGGACAACGGCAACGGCAACGGCUACAGAGACAACGGCAAUGGGUACAGAGACAACGGCAACGGGUACAAAGACAACGGCAACGGCAACGGCUACAGAGACAACGGCAAUGGGUACAGAGACAACGGCAACGGGUACAGGGACAACGGCAACGGGUACAGGGACAACGGCAACGGCUACAGAGACAACGGCAACGGGUACAGAGACAACGGCAACGGGUACAGAGACAACGGCAAUGGGUACAGAGACAACGGCAACGGAUUCAAGGACAAUGGCAAUGGUUUUUACGACAAUGGCAAUGGGGGCGUGGGCCACGUGUACUGAAGGGUCUGUAAAGGACCUUCAACUAUUUUUGUUGCUGAGUUUGAGGUAAACAGUUGCAAGAGUAAGAAAAGCUGCUUGUGAACUUUUCCUCCCUCGAGACCAGUGUAUGGUUAGCAUGAGGUCAGAGGUCAAAACAUAAAAGCGUUGUUUUUCGUGAAAUAUAUAUUACUUUAGAAAGCUGAUGAUGUUUGUAUGAUUGUCAUGCAUUUGCUGGGCAAAUGUUUGGAGACAAAUAAAUUCAAAGAAAUUCAAA
This is a messenger RNA of Pomacea canaliculata, 1415 nucleotides long. Its product is annotated as tetra-peptide repeat homeobox protein 1-like. Bases 116 to 1162 code for a protein of 348 amino acids. NCBI's taxonomy places the organism in Eukaryota, Metazoa, Mollusca, Gastropoda, Architaenioglossa, Ampullariidae. The transcript is spliced from 5 exons. The record is from RefSeq and is a predicted model, not a curated record.